AAAAACAACCAUUACUCAGAAUAGUUAAAACAAUAACAGUUAAAUAAAUUAAGUAGGUAUCUACUCAAGUGUUUUCCAAGAUGUUAAGUGACUUUUUGAGCUGGAAAAACCCUCCAGAAACGCCGAAAAAAUCGAAAACCCUUAAACAGAAACAGAUUUUUUCUAUGGAAAAAGACGAAAUGGCACAUCAAUUUGCAAUAUCUGACCAAUACAUGGUUCAUGUGGAAGACAUGGAAGAAGAGGGAGAUCAUUUGACAGCAGAAAACACAGAUGAUUCAAACCAUGAUGGGGGCGACAAGAUUGGGGCCCCAUUAAGGGAACAAGACAGAUUUUUGCCAAUUGCCAAUGUAGCAAAAAUAAUGAAAAAAGCCAUCCCGGAAACGGGAAAGGUAAAUAACAAAAUUGCUAAAGAUGCCAGGGAAUGCGUUCAAGAAUGUGUGUCUGAGUUUAUAAGUUUUAUUACCAGCGAGGCAAGUGAUAGGUGUCACAUGGAAAAACGAAAAACUAUCAAUGGGGAGGAUAUUUUGUUUGCUAUGAGCAGUUUGGGGUUUGAUAAUUAUGUGGAGCCUCUAAAAGUUUAUUUACAGAAAUAUAGAGAAGCAGCUAAAAGUGAUAAAAAUCUGACAAGUACAGGGGAACUGUAUGAGGAAAUCAAUGAGGAUCCCUUGUUGUCAGAUUUAAUGGUAUGAUUUUUUAGACGCAUCAGUGGCAAGCAAUUCAAUACACGAGAAUGGAGACACAGUGAUAUAUGCAUAUCAGGACAAUAAUAUUCAUCAGUUUCAGUUGGGUUAAUUGAAUGUUAAGUUUAUUACAAAGUUUAUUGUAAUUCUUGAUUUUUUUUAAUAGAUUUAAUUUAUUUUUAUUGCUAGAUUGUGAGGUUUUUAAUGUGGAUUAUGUAUGAAUUUUUUUGUACUGUAAGAAGAAUUAACUAUGUAUUUAAUAAAAAAUAUGUACAAAAUUAAUUAUA
This is a messenger RNA of Brassicogethes aeneus, 967 nucleotides long. The record is from the annotation of a GenBank genome assembly. Lineage: Eukaryota; Metazoa; Arthropoda; Insecta; Coleoptera; Nitidulidae.